AUGAAGGGCAUCGGUAGCUUCUCCAAGCGAGGGGCAGCUUUUCUGCCAAUAAAAUGGCAGCAAAUGACGCAGCAGCGUUACCUGGGCCAGGCUCCCUCAGGCCGUCAGCUUAACAGCAUUGAUGCGUCUUGGACGGAAGCUAAGAAGCUGUUCUACAAGCCCGCGCUGGGAUACGCUGAGUUCGCCAAACGCGUCGAGGCCUUACGGAUGCUCGCGUUCUGGGCGCUGGUCACCGGGCUAACGGUGGACAUCGUGCUCGAUCCGCCAAAGAGCCAGUACUGGGCGAAGUGGAACCUCAUCAAAAUGCCUUCGAGGAUCAUGGAGAAGUUUGGAGGACAGACUAAAACGGAGGCCCCGCCCGCACCGGCGAAGCUAGGUGCCGAUCUCCUGACAGACGCUGCUAGGGAGUACCAUCGCAUAUGCAACUUGUAA
Molecule: messenger RNA, 432 nt
Organism: Babesia bigemina
Lineage: Eukaryota; Apicomplexa; Aconoidasida; Piroplasmida; Babesiidae
Exons: 2
Coding region: 1-432 (143 amino acids)
Source: RefSeq, a predicted model, not a curated record